UUUUAAGUAUUUAAUGCGUUCGUUUUUAAGUAUUUGUGCAUUUAAAUAAGCGUAAACCGAUAAGGCAAUUUGGUGUUUAAAAUGUUUUAUUUUAAAAUAAGUUUGCAGCGAAUUUAUGAUUUGCUAAAUGUGUAAAUUAAUUUCUUUAUAUAACAUUAACGAACGCUUCGAGUCACAGAAACGGUGCGUCCCGCUUCUCUCUCGAUAUCGUGAAUCAGUUUAUUCUCUAAUGCUGGCUGAUGGGAGAAACGAAGCUUUUCGAAAGUCCGAGUCAAUUGAAUCAGUGCGUCCCCAAAAUGAUUCACGUAGUAAACCAAACCUGGACAUAUCGAUACAAACAUAUUCAUCUCACAACAGUAACAGUAAUAAUAAAAGAACAGUAUUUAGAAAAGGGAAAAAAUGCAAAAUCUAAAUACAUAGAUACAUGUCAUACAUGGAAACGAGUAAAACAUUUAAUUAACCAAAUUAAAAGGGCAUUUAGCCUUUUCUGUUUAUAAUAUUGUGCAAAGUAAUACUAUAUUAUUUCAUUUAUUUUUUUAUAAUGCACAGAAUUAGCAUGAUUAGCAAUGUUAUCUUGUACAAAACAAAUAUGACCGCAUACAUUUCUAUUUGAAUCGAUGUUCCAAACAUCCUGAAAUGAAUUUAGAGACAUCUACGCAAAUAUUCUGGAGUAUCCACCUUUUUCUUCAACACGAAAAAUGAAACCCAGUGAAUUCCACUUGACGUACUAAAGAUGGCGUUCAUUAAGGAGGAGAAUGAAGACAUUACAAUUGAAGAGGCACUCAAAGUAAAACAAGAAGACAACGAAGAACAAAUAGGUUUUGUUUCAAUAAAAGAGGAAGCUUCAGAACUCAACGGAAUAGAAGAGAAAGACGAGAAACAUUGUGAUCUCAAAGCUGAAGAAAAAUAUUUUAGUUGCUCACAGACCGAAAAGACUUCGACCCCAAAAAAUGCUGAAAAGACAGGAACUAGAAGUUAUUUCACCUGCAAGGAGUGCGGAAGGAGUUUCAAUCAACAUAGAAACCUUGAAGUCCACAUGAGACUUCACACCGGAGAGAAACCGUUCAGCUGCCAACUGUGCGGGAAAAGAUUUACUCAAAAAGGAAGCCUUAAAGUCCACAUGAGAAUUCACACGGGAGAGAAACCUUACACCUGCCAGCAGUGUGGAAAGAGCUUCACUCACAGAGGAACCCGUAAUGCUCAUAUGAGAACCCAUCCUGGAAAAAACCCUUUCAGCUGUACAGUCUGUGGGAAGAGCUUUUCGCGAAAAGAGAGUCUCAAGACUCACACGAGAAUCCACACCGGAGAGAGGCCGUUCGUGUGCGGUCAGUGCGGAAAGAGUUUCAGAUGCAAAAUAAGCCUUAAUUACCACACGAGGAUCCACUCGAGAGAGAGCAGUUUUAAAUGUCUUCAGUGCGGAACGAGCUUCACAGAGAAGAACCACCUCAAGAGUCACGUGACGACUCACGUCGGAGAGAAGCCUUUCAUGUGCCUUUACUGCGGAAAGAAUUGCUCGAACAAAACGACCCUUGAGGUUCACGUAAGGGUCCACACUGGAGAGAGGCCUUUCACCUGCCCGCAGUGCGGAAAGGGCUUCACGGUCAAAGGAAACCUUCAGACUCACAUAAGGGUUCACACCGGAGAGAAGCCUUUCCAGUGUCGUCAGUGUGGAAAGAGAUUCACGUAUCAAAAGGACCUGAAACGUCACGUUCAAACUCAUUCUGGAAAGAAGCCGCAGAGUUCUGAGUGUUCUACAAACCACCUGAAUAUUCGCUCCGAGGCGAGGCAAUUUAAGUGCGAUCUGUGCAACAAGAACUUUCUUUUGCCGUCGCACUUAAAGAUACACAUGAAAACUCACGCAUUUGCGAGACCCUAUUUUUGCUCUUUGUGCGGAAAGGGUUUUAAAUGGCUCCGCAGUUUGAAAUGGCACCACAAGAUAUGCAUCUGUGCAAAAUUAAUUUUGAUUGUAUAGAGAUAUUGUUUACAAUUUUUUGCUUAUAUACCUCAGUGGCAAAAUACUAGACGGACUCCCGUUUUGCAGCGAGACGCCACAGUGUGAAUUACACUUUUUAAAUAAAAGAUGAGACGCUUGAAAGUUCGCUGCAUGUUCAAUUCACAAAUUGCCUUGUCUGCUUUUACAAAUAUGGUGGAUAUAUGUUAUAUAGAGGAAUGACAAAAAGGACAAUUGGAAAGUAAAUUAUAAAAAUAAUAUGCAUACCAAACAGCACAUUAAAUGCAGUAUAAAGGUGUAAGGUACAGUAAAAGUUGCAUUGAGGAACUGUCUAUCCUCUUCAAUAAAUACAAUUUAAUAUUUUUGUGACACAAAUGUGUUCUACUGGCAGCAUUAUCCUGCAUUUGUUUCUCAGACAUAUAUGAGCUUCCUUAGGAGAUCCUAAUCAGAGAAU
Molecule: messenger RNA, 2405 nt
Organism: Puntigrus tetrazona (Sumatra barb)
Lineage: Eukaryota; Metazoa; Chordata; Actinopteri; Cypriniformes; Cyprinidae
Product: gastrula zinc finger protein XlCGF52.1
Exons: 3
Coding region: 734-1972 (412 amino acids)
Cellular component (GO): nucleus
Source: RefSeq, a predicted model, not a curated record